Messenger RNA from Ostreococcus lucimarinus CCE9901, 895 nucleotides. RefSeq lists its product with no specific name. The record is from RefSeq and is a predicted model, not a curated record. The transcript has a single exon. Lineage: Eukaryota; Viridiplantae; Chlorophyta; Mamiellophyceae; Mamiellales; Bathycoccaceae. Bases 15 to 791 code for a protein of 258 amino acids.
AUUCCGCGACGCCCAUGCCCGCGUCCGCGCGCGCGCUCGAGCGCGCGCGCGCGGCCGUCGAACUCGACGUCGCGCGAGACUUCCCCGCCGCCGCGCGCGCGUACAGAGACGCCGCGGCGGCGCUCGACGCCGACGCCGACGCCGACGCCGACGGCGCCGAUGGAUUGCGACGGAAAGCGCGCGAAUACCGCGCGCGCGCGGACGAAUUAGAGGCGACGACGCGCGAGACGACGGUUGAUUACACCUCGCUCGUCGGCGUCGCGAGCGGGGCGGCGCGCGCGAAGACGACGAUGGAGACGAAGACGCGCGACGCCGGCGGCGCGCGCGUCGUCGGCGGCGCCGCCGCGGUCGGCGCGUGCGCGGGAUUCGCGUUGCUCGGACCGGUGAGCGCCGUCGUCGGCGCGGGGGCGAUGGCAUACGGCACGACGCGGCGCGACGGCGUCGGGAGCGCGUGCUCGGGGGCGGGAAAGAUGGCGGCGAACGCGUACUCGAGCGUGAAGAGAUGGAAUCGCGAGCACGCCGUCACGACGAAAGCCGCCGCCGCGUGCGCGACGGGCGCCAAGGCGGUGAAAAAGCUGGACGACGAGUAUAAGAUACGCGAGAAGACGGCCAAGGCGGUGACCGGCACCGCGAGGGCGGCGAGCGAAUUUAACGAAAAGCACGGCGUGACGAAGAAAAUCGGCGAGGGCGUCUCCGUCGGUCUCGACGUCGUGACGAAGAAGCUCGGCGGCGUCGACGCGCGCGACGAGGCGUCGAGCGAGGGCGCGCGUUUGCCAUCCGCGCCGCGUUGAUCGCGCCUAGCGUCCUUGUACAUUUACAUCACACCGCACGACUCGCAGUCGCCUCGGCGUCGACAGUCUGACGGGACAGUUACGACGGUUACUCCGCACAGUCG